UCUGUGAGCGUAUUAAGGAUAUUCAUUAAAUAGUUUGUCUCAACAGAAAGCGUCGUAAAAUAUUCGCAUCAAACGUGAUCCACUUAAUAAAUUUUAAUUUUAUUAUAGCAAUGUUUUAUUAAAGGUAUCGUGAUAACUACAGCGUUCCAAUAACACAUUGGGACGCUCGCUGUAAUUGGUCUGCACGCGAUGGCUUUUAUAACGGAUUACAUGUCACCAGAGAACACAUCAAUCGGCAACUCAUCAGCGACGUUUUACCCGGGCCUUCUGACGGACAGAGAGCUGUGGAUGCAUGUUAUAGACGACUUUAAACAGAGCCAGUUCACGCUGAAUAAUGCCGCGACCAUACUGCUGAUGUGCCUGUACGUGCCUAUAUUCCUCACCUCACUGAUGGGCAAUAUUCUCGUUCUGCUGGUCAUCUUGCCCAACCAGCGCAUGUGGACCGUCACCAAUAACUUUCUUGUCAACCUCGCACUCGCAGACCUUCUGGUGACGGUGCUGUGUAUGCCGAUGACCUUGGCAGGCAAGGUAUACAAGCUGUGGGUCUACGGAGAUGUGUUGUGCAAAAUGACGCCUUAUUUACAAGGGGUCUCGGUCACCGCCAGCACGUUCACAAUCACCAUCAUGAGUCUGGAUCGAUGUUUCGCCAUUCUCCAUCCUGUCAAGUUUAGAAACCUGCGUACGAAGAGCAACGUUCGAUCUCUUAUUGUCAUUAUUUGGGUGACCGCCAUUCUUCUGAUGAUCCCGCUACUUUUUGUCAACAAAACAAAGUCUCAAGAGAUUUUUGCUAACUUUGAAAUUGUUACUUGCGCAGAAGAGUGGUCUUCAGUGAAUCAAAGACGUACUUACGAUCUAAGUUUACUGUUUAUCAUUUGUAUCAUUCCUGCUCAGAUUGUUUUUAUUUCUUACAUACGCAUGGGUAAAAGACUUUGGGUAACGGACAGAACACUAAAAGGAAACGGCGGCCCUGCGAAUUCCGGCGGUUCACAACGCGGAACAAUUGACGCUGUCCGAGCUAGUCGGCGACGUACUGCCAAAAUGUGCAUUAUAGUUUCCAUCGUAUUCGUUGUGUGCUGGUUACCGUAUUACACAGUGAACAUCUACCUGGACUUCUAUCGCAACCAGGAUGUGCUAGAUAUAGUGUACUGGGGUCUGUUGAUUGGCCAUCUUCACUGCAUCACUAAUCCCAUCCUGUACUGCUUCAUGCACAAGACAUUUCGGUAUUGCGUCAAGAGGAUGCUGCCUUGCUGGAGAGGCGCAAUCCACAGAACUCCUUCCGGAUAUGGCACGGUAGGGCAAAACUGGGAACCCUGUAGCACUUAA
This is a messenger RNA of Dreissena polymorpha, 1323 nucleotides long. Its product is annotated as QRFP-like peptide receptor. The transcript is spliced from 3 exons. Gene Ontology annotation, cellular component: membrane. The coding region runs from base 190 to 1323 and encodes 377 amino acids. The record is from RefSeq and is a predicted model, not a curated record. NCBI's taxonomy places the organism in Eukaryota, Metazoa, Mollusca, Bivalvia, Myida, Dreissenidae. Gene Ontology annotation, biological process: G protein-coupled receptor signaling pathway. Gene Ontology annotation, molecular function: peptide binding; G protein-coupled receptor activity.